Molecule: messenger RNA, 1989 nt
Organism: Naumovozyma dairenensis CBS 421
Lineage: Eukaryota; Fungi; Ascomycota; Saccharomycetes; Saccharomycetales; Saccharomycetaceae
Gene: MSD1
Product: aspartate--tRNA ligase MSD1
Exons: 1
Coding region: 1-1989 (662 amino acids)
Biological process (GO): aspartyl-tRNA aminoacylation
Cellular component (GO): mitochondrion; cytoplasm
Molecular function (GO): aspartate-tRNA ligase activity; nucleic acid binding; ATP binding
Source: RefSeq, a predicted model, not a curated record
AUGUUGUCUCAAUUGAUUACAGGAAACAGAUGUUUCCUCUCAACAAGAACCCAGUUUAUUAGAAGCUUAACCAAACUUCCCGACAGUCAAAAAAUCAGGUCCCAAUUUGUAUUCCAAAGAAAAGGAAGCAUUAAGGCGAUCAAUGAGCUUUAUAAGGAGAAUGCUGAGAAUAUAGAAGUAUCUAUAAACGGUUGGAUUGACAAUAAACCGAAACAUAUUGGUAAAAAUAUUAGCUUCGGAGUUUUAAGGGAUCCCAAUGGAGACACAAUCCAAUUAGUGGAUUCCCAUUCUUUACUAAAAGGUAUCAGCAGAGAAACUGUCGUACAGGUAAAAGGGACUAUAUCUAGCAAGAAAAAUAGUAAUUUGUAUUCAAAUCGAUUGGAGUACGAAUUAAAACUGAACGAACUUUCUGUUUUGAAUCUAUCAAAUGAUAAACCUUCUCAAUUGCAAGAUUUUAAGGAAAGGGGGAAUUAUCCUCCACAGUAUAGAUACUUACAGUUAAGGAACCCUAAAUACAGUGACUUUUUAAAGAAAAGAUACGAAAUUUCUCGAAUAGUAAGAGAUAUUCUUAAUAAAGAGAACUUCUUGGAAAUAGAGACACCUAUUCUGUUCAAGCCAACUCCAGAAGGUGCUAGAGAAUUUUUGGUCCCAACAAGAGUAAAGAAAGCUAAAAAGGGAAUUCCGACGUUUUAUUCACUAACUCAAAGUCCUCAGCAAUAUAAGCAACUAUUAAUGGCAAGUGGCUUUUCGAACUAUUUUCAAGUGGCACGUUGCUUUAGAGAUGAAGAUUUACGUGCCGACAGACAACCUGAAUUUACUCAAAUUGAUCUGGAAAUGUCAUUCGCCUCUGGGAAUGAUGUAAUGCAGCUCCUCGAGCAACUUGUUCCAAAAACAUGGGAUGAAUUGAGUAUCACUGGUGAAUUAUUCACACUAGAUCACAGUGGGAAGAAACUCAUACCUGUUCACGAGAACAGAAAUGAAAUAUAUAGAUUGACUUAUCAACAGGCCAUGUCACUAUAUGGGAUAGAUAAACCUGAUUUAAGGGCGCCUGACUUGAAAAUUGUAGACCUUUCUGAAUUUAGAGCAACCGCCAAUAGAAAUAAGAAAUUCCCUACCUUUGAAGUAAUAGUAUUGAGAAAUGCUUUCGAUUCAAUUGAAAAUUACAAGGAGAAUUGGCAUUUCCUUGACAACGCACAAAACUAUACAUACAGAACACCAUUGGUAGUACCAAUAACCAAUGAUGAAGCAAAGACUACAUGGUUCGAGAAAUUUCAAUCCAUAGCAGCUUUUGAAAACCCAAAAAUGAUUUCAAAAUUUUUAAACUUGAAACAAGGUGAUAUAAUCUGUGGGAGUACAAGAGAACCUAAUGGCUCCAUUUUUGAAAAUCCAACUCCACUAGGAACAUUACGUAAACUAGUUUUGCAAUCGGAAAUUGGUAAAAGACUAUACCGCGAGACAGAUCAUGAUGUAGCGUCAUGGGUGAUUGAUUUCCCACUAUUUUCACCGUUAACUAAUGAACCUGCACCAAAUGAUGACUUCCCAAUUUACCAACAUGAUAGGUUGAUGUCAACCCAUCAUCCCUUUACAAUGGUUAAUUUAUCCGAUUAUAACAAGUUGAAUAAGAAUCCUACCAAAUGUAGAGGUCAACAUUAUGAUCUUGUGAUCAACGGUAUCGAAUUAGGUGGAGGAUCUACCAGAGUACAUGACCCGGAACUCCAAAACUUUAUAUUCGAAAGUAUUUUGAAGAUUGAGAACUCAGAAGAACUUUUUGGUCAUCUGUUAAACGCCUUUGCAAUGGGGACACCACCUCAUGCAGGGUUUGCCAUUGGGUUUGAUAGGAUGUGUGCAAUGCUAUGUGGGACUGAAAGUAUCCGUGAUGUGCUCGCAUUCCCCAAAAGUAUAACAGGUACUGACCUUGUAGUAAAAAGCCCCAGUCUCGUUGAUGAAGACGUGCUCAAACUUUACAACAUUGAAUAUAAAAAGAAUUAG